This is a messenger RNA of Varroa destructor (honeybee mite), 587 nucleotides long. RefSeq names its product ribosomal protein L27 (gene RpL27). Gene Ontology annotation, biological process: translation. Gene Ontology annotation, cellular component: ribosome. Gene Ontology annotation, molecular function: structural constituent of ribosome. Lineage: Eukaryota; Metazoa; Arthropoda; Arachnida; Mesostigmata; Varroidae. The record is from RefSeq and is a predicted model, not a curated record.
GCUGUCUGCAUAAAAACAUCUCGAGUGGUUUUGGGUCUGAAUUUCCGCUCAGACUUCCUUUUUCGACGUUGUUGUGGUGCCGUGAGGCCGCAUUUUAAACGUCACGAUGGGCAAGAUAAUGAAACCGAAUAAGGUAGUAUUAGUUCUCAACGGACGAUACGCCGGCAAGAAAGCCGUCAUCGUCAAGCAGAUGGACGACGGCAAGCCAUACUCGCAGGCUCUCAUUGCCGGAAUCGCUCGCUAUCCCCGAAAGAUCAUCACUCGACUAUCAAAAAAGAAGAUCGAGCGUAGGUGCAAGAUAAAGACUUUUGUCAAAUUUGUCAACUACAAUCAUCUCAUGCCAACUCGAUACACAGUGGAUAUCUCCUUUGAUCCCAAGAAGGUGAGCCGUAAUGCGCUUACUGAUCCUAACCGUAAACGCCUAGCUCGACUGGAGGUCAAGCAAAAAUUCGAAGAGCGUUUCAAGCAAGGCCUUAACAGGUGGUUCUUCAGAAAGCUAAGGUUCUAAAUAGAAAAUAAAGUGUUCAUAAACUCACAAAGGCAACCUGACAGUGGGUGAACGAACUUCAGUUUCGGCGAUCGAAAAA